AUGGCAGCACUCAGACGUCUACGUGCCUCAUUAGCACGAAUUUUCCGAUCACCAGCCAACUCAGCUCGUCUUUCCCCGUCAAGAAUUUUCUUUAAAAGAUCAAAAGGUGAUUCCUAUUCGGAUCUCGUGCAGACACCGGAUUCGAGCCGCUCCGUUUCAUUUGCAGAUGCAAUCAGCUGGCCGUAUAUCGAUGAUGACGACUCAUCGGAGAUCAUUGAA
Molecule: messenger RNA, 219 nt
Organism: Mesorhabditis belari
Lineage: Eukaryota; Metazoa; Nematoda; Chromadorea; Rhabditida; Rhabditidae
Source: the annotation of a GenBank genome assembly